This is a messenger RNA of Linnemannia hyalina, 2856 nucleotides long. The record is from the annotation of a GenBank genome assembly. NCBI's taxonomy places the organism in Eukaryota, Fungi, Mortierellomycota, Mortierellomycetes, Mortierellales, Mortierellaceae.
AUGGUUGUGCACCCGAGACUGGUCGGGGUGCUCCUGCGCGGUAGAUCCGUAUGGAACACCGUCUCAGAGACCGACUACCUCGUCCUCCAGCGACACCCUCGUCUUGCCAACAACAACUACCGCAUCAUCACCCGCGGCUUCCCUCACUACCGAGUUGCGGAGGGAGAUUCAGAAGAAGUGCUUCAAGAGGAACUCGAGUUCCUUUCCAGGAUGGCCAAGGUCACUAUCCAGGGCAAGAUCACCUCCAAAAAGAUCUCCACCUGGCUCAAAUCGACCUUUCAGCACCACAGCGUUUUAGCAAUAUCACCUCCAGAGGACAGAUUGUCGCAACAGGACGACGACCAGGAUCACCUCGACAACCACAUCGACCUCGAACACCCGCACGACGCAGACGGGUACCUGUCCGACUCCUCCUUCCUCUCUCAUGGGGAGAUUAUUGAACCCUACUCGACCGAAAACAAAACACGGCCCCCUCUGCGCAGAGCCAUCUCUCUCGAAGACCUCACCAACGCAUCCGCAAUCCACCACCACUUGCACAGUUCUGGUCUACUUCCUCGCAACUCUGCCAACUCGCUACGUAAUAUCUCAAGACCUAUAACAGAAACCCGACCUCGUUCAAAGUCCAACGCCGCUGCCAUACUCUUGCACCCACUGUCCAGUCCACCCGUCCGGCCCGCCUCUGCAGCUUCUGUAUAUCAUCGUCACUACCAAUAUCGACCUUCCUUCACGACUGAGCCCCAAGAAAUCUUAUACGAACCGCUCGAGAAUCAAUUACAAUCAUCCAUGGCAUUACGGGACCGGUGCAACAGCAACAGCAGACGCCUUCAACCCAUAGUAGUUCCAACACAGGAUAGUAUGGAGUCACAAGGCACUUCACAUCAUUCUAGUCUGCCUACUCCUGAAGUAAGCCCAGAGGAACUUUCAUCCGAGAGCUCCGACGACGAUAUGGUAAUUGUCGACGGCGAUCUUUUGGAAGAGUCCAAGUCAGUCCUGGGAUUGGAUUAUUACAUGCGAUCGACCGGUCAGCUUCGACAGCAAACGUAUCCAGGAGCCGUUGCUUCAGGAGGACGAAGAUCAACCACAGGGACCUCUGUAGCUGCGGAUGCACGGAUACUUGGAGAUGGUGCUUCGAUCGAUGGUGGGUUGGAGGCCGUCACUGGAUCAUGGAAUUGGUUGACAGACUCUCCCUUUUUGGACGCGCUCGUCAACUGGAUCGAGGGACCUGACACUGCAACACAGCCCAAGGCUCAGGACAAGGACAACAAGCCCAACCCUUGGCUGGACAUUCCUUUCCAGUUCAUUGACCUCCUGACCUACCCAGAAUCCGAUCCCAAGAACGGCAACAAAACGACCUUAGCCAUGGUGCGCGAAACUUCAUUUGUGAGACAGAGACGGAAGACGCUAAUGAUGCUGACGGCUUACACGUUGGUGGUCCGGUACUGCAGCUUCGACUUUUUCAUCUUGGUCUUGUUCGCGAGCAACUGUGCGAUGCUGUUCCUGAUGAAGAACUCUGGCCGGAUGAACGUCAAUAUGGCCAAGCGAGCUGUUCGACAGCGUGUCGGUUGGGCCAAGCAGUGGGCGGGAAGCAUUUUCAAGCGAGGCGGGAACAAUAACAACAACAGCAACAUCGCCACCAGUCAAAACGGACACAGCCACAGCGCGAGUGGAGGACACCAUCGGACGCACUCUGGCAGCAUGUCGCAUAUCAGCAACAACAAUAUGCACCACCACCCACAGCAUCAAUCGUCAUCCGCCGUACAAUCGGCUCGUUCUUCACCCGCACCUCUAGAUGGCAGCGCGCUUGCUUCGGCCGAAACGAGUCCGCAGAUAAAACGACGAGGUCUAUUUGGCAAGCGUGUCCAUGUCAACACAUCUCAACAAUCCUCCUCUGGCUCUACAUAUACCCAAGGAACCGCAUUGUCGUCUGCAUCAGUUCCUCUUCUGCUUGGAGAUACUGCAUCAGUGCUGAACUCUUCUGCAGCGACUGUAACAACCGCGACACCAAAACGACGAUUCUUUCGACGCAACCAGAACGGGAGCAACAACAACAAUAGCACCACACAUAUUACUGCCACCACCCCAAGCGCUCCCGUCCCUAUUCCCACCAAAGCCAACACCAUAUCUCACCCCCAGUCCAACACAUCUCAACAAGUGGGGACGACAGCAACCACAUCAACCCGCUCAACUAUAACCAUGGCGGUUACUACGACGACGAAUAUGAUGCAUACCCCGCAGCGCUCGAGUUCACCUCUCUUACAAUCUCAAUCGCUGCCUCAACGUCAGUUCUCGCCUUUGAAGCCUUUCAACGUGCCCAUACAGACCAUUGACACGGAAAUGGAGCAAGCGGAUGCUCGAUGGGCGACCCGAUCUGGAUUGUUGGCCAUGACCCCUCCGCUUGUGCACCGACCCAGCAGUGCCGGCGAGUCUUCUACUACCGCCAACCCCACUACUGAUCCAGCUGUUGCCUCAACCGUGCCAGCACAAACUCAGUCGACAACUGUCUCAUCGUCCUCGUCGUCAUCGAUAAUAUCCUCGUCCAUGGCUGGUGCAAACGGCGAGGGACUCUUGUCCCCUAUCCCUAUCCCUCUUCCCUUUACUGCUUCUACUUCUGAAUCCACGCAAGGACCAUUGAUGUUCUCUGGCUUAUCACAGUUAUUGGGGCGCUCGUCUUCUGCCAGCCCUCCUCCUGCUGCUGCUGCCGGUCCAACUAGUGAUGAUUUUCAGGGAUCAAAAGGACAUGAGCAGUAUGGAGGGAUGCUCUCUACCUCGGCGGCCGCUGGUACGAGCACAAGCACAGGCAUGGGCACUUUAGAUGCUGUGACGAGUGCUGCUGCUGCUGGCAUGGAAGGUGUGUAG